Aplosporella prunicola CBS 121167 is the source of this 3966-nucleotide messenger RNA. RefSeq lists its product as uncharacterized. Lineage: Eukaryota; Fungi; Ascomycota; Dothideomycetes; Botryosphaeriales; Aplosporellaceae. Bases 1 to 3966 code for a protein of 1321 amino acids. Gene Ontology annotation, biological process: phosphorylation; phosphorelay signal transduction system; cellular hyperosmotic response. Gene Ontology annotation, cellular component: membrane. The record is from RefSeq and is a predicted model, not a curated record. The transcript has 4 exons. Gene Ontology annotation, molecular function: phosphorelay sensor kinase activity.
AUGUCUCACGACGAGACUGCCCAGGCGCUCGCCGGCAUCCUCUCGAAUCUUGCCAAACAGCAUGAUCCGCUCGUCGACAAGUCUUUCCCGGGCCAGGUGGCUGCCAACGGCGGCAAAGCCGUCAACGUCGUCCUGCCCGGCCCCGACUGCGAAUCCAAGCGGGCCGUAGAACGCGAAAUCGGCGCUCUCGCGGCGCGCAUCCAAUACCUCGAGGCAAAGGCCAAGACCAUCGACAACAACACCUUCCCCAUCACGCCCGGCGAACCCACCCUCUACUCGCCCUUCCCCGGCGACGCCCAGCAACACCAGACCCCCCGCAGCGCGUCGCUCGCCGGCCGGGACAGGCAGGCCUCUUGGGUCACCAACUGGCUGGCUGCCAAGGAGAGCUCGCCCGGCGAGCAGCGGCCCGUCGCACAGCUCUCCGAGGACCAGCUCAGCUAUCUACGGGACCACUUGAACAAGCAGGCCGAGCAGAUUCAGAGUCAGCGCGAACACAUCGAUAGCCUUAGCGCCGAGGUUACCCGGCAGCUCCGGGACCAGGACAAGGCGUUUGGCCAUGGCAUCGAAGACAUCGGUGCGCUGAAGCGAGAGCUUCAGAAGCAUCAACAGGCAAAUCUGGCCUUCCAGAAGGCCUUGAGAGAAAUCGGUAGCAUCGUUACGGCUGUGGCGCAUGGUGACCUUAGCAAGAAGGUUCUCAUCCACGCCAAGGAAAUGGACCCGGAAAUCACGACUUUCAAGCGCACCAUCAACACCAUGGUGGAUCAGCUUCAGGAUUUUGCCAGUCAGGUUACGAACCUUGCUAAGGAAGUCGGCACCGAAGGUCGCCUGGGUGGCCAGGCCGUCCUGACCGGUGUCGAUGGUAUUUGGGCCGAGCUGACGCACAGCGUCAACGACAUGGCCAGGAAUCUCACGGAACAAGUGCGAGAGAUCGCCGUUGUCACAACUGCGGUCGCUCACGGUGAUCUCAGUCGGAAGAUUGAACGUCCCGCCCGCGGUGAAAUCUUACAGCUCCAGGAAACCAUCAACACCAUGGUGGACCAACUACGUUCGUUUGCAUCAGAAGUUACAAGGGUCGCUCGCGAUGUCGGUGUCGAAGGUAUAUUGGGUGGUCAGGCGAAGAUCGAGGGCGUCCAGGGCAUGUGGAACGACCUCACAAUCAACGUGAACGCCAUGGCUUUGAACCUCACGACUCAAGUGCGAGAUAUUGCGCAGGUCACGACGGCUGUCGCUCAGGGUAAUCUGACCCGCAAGGUUUCUGCGGAGUGCAAGGGCGAGAUCGCGGAGCUCAAGAACACCAUCAACUCCAUGGUUGACCAAUUGCAGCAAUUCGCGCACGAAGUCACGAAAAUCGCCCGCGAAGUCGGUACCGAAGGUCGCCUCGGUGGGCAGGCCAGAGUGCACGGAGUCGAGGGCACGUGGAAGGACCUCACGGAGAACGUCAACGGUAUGGCCGACAACCUCACCACCCAGGUGCGAGAGAUUGCCGAGGUCACAACUGCUGUCGCUAGGGGUGACCUCAGCAAAAAGGUCACGGCAGAAGCGAGGGGCGAAAUUUUCGCCCUGAAAAUCACCAUCAACACCAUGGUUGACAGACUUAACGAUUUCGCCUACCAAGUCAGCAAGGUCGCCAGGGAAGUCGGUACCGACGGUAAACUUGGUGGCCAGGCCGAGGUGGAGAACGUCGAAGGAAAAUGGAAAGAUCUAACCGACAACGUCAACACCAUGGCCCAGAACCUUACUCUGCAGGUGCGCAGUAUAUCGGACGUUACCAGCGCUCUGUCGCGCGGCGACCUGACGCGCCGCGUGCACGUCGAUGCCGAAGGAGAAAUCCGUCUGCUGAAGGACACGAUAAACGACAUGGUUGCAAGACUGGACGAAUGGUCUCUUGCAGUGAAGCGCGUAGCUCGCGAUGUCGGCGUGGACGGCAAGAUGGGUGGCCAGGCAGAGGUUGAAGGCAUCACCGGGCGUUGGAAGGAGAUCACCACCGACGUCAAUACUAUGGCUCAAAACUUGACGUCUCAAGUGAGAGCGUUUGGGGACAUCACACAAGCUGCUACCGACGGCAAGUUUACCCAGAUCACGGUCGAAGCUGCCGGUGAGAUGGACGAGCUCAAGCGCAAGAUCAACAAAAUGGUUUCCAGUCUGAGAGAAUCCAUCCAGAGGAAUACUGCCGCGAGGGAAGCCGCCGAACUUGCCAACAAGACCAAGUCCGAGUUCCUGGCAAACAUGUCUCACGAGAUACGGACCCCAAUGAACGGUAUCAUUGGUAUGACGCAGCUGACGCUUGACACGGACCUCACGCACUCGCAGCGUGAGAUGCUUACGAUUGUUCAUAACCUGGCGGGUCAGCUUCUCACCAUUAUCGACGACAUUCUGGAUAUCUCCAAGAUCGAAGCGAACCGCAUGGUCAUGGAGGAGAUUCCCUUCAGUCUUCGUGGUACCAUUUUCAACGCCCUUAAGUCUCUUUCUUCCAGAGCCAACGAGCGGAGACUCAACCUGGCCUACCAGGUCGACAGCAGCGUGCCUGACUAUGUCAUUGGCGAUUCUUUCAGGCUCAGACAGAUCAUUCUGAACCUGGUCGGUAAUGCCAUCAAAUUCACCGAGCACGGAGAAGUCAAGGUCGCAAUUUCCAUGGCGCCUCAAAUCGGCUGCGCUCUUGAUCAGUACAUCUUCAAGUUUGCGGUGUCUGAUACGGGUAUUGGUAUUCACGGCGACAAGCUGAACCUGAUUUUCGAUACGUUCCAACAGGCCGAUGGAUCUACUACUAGGAAGUUUGGUGGUACCGGUCUUGGUCUUUCAAUCUCCAAGCGUCUUGUCACCCUGAUGGGAGGUAAGAUGUGGGUCGAGUCUGAGUACGGCCAUGGCAGUGUGUUCUACUUUACUUGCAAAGUCCGGCUCGGCAACCCCGAUAUUCUCGCCAUCCAGCCUCAGCUCGCGCCAUACAAGGACCACACCGUUCUCUUCAUCGAUCAAGGCAAGACUGGGUAUGGUGACGAAAUCGUCAACCACCUGCGGUCCCUCGAACUCGUGCCGAACGUCAUCCACACUGACGAGAACACGCCUCUUUCGGAGAUCCCCAGCCCUGGCAAGCAUGCUUACGACUGCGUCAUUGUAGACUGCAAUAUGACUGCGCGGAGGUUGCGUGGUGAAGAGCGGUUCAAGUACAUUCCUCUCGUCAUGGUCACUCCCCGGGUGGCUAUCAGCUUGAAGUCUGCGCUGGAAGACGGUAUUUCUAGCUUCAUCACGACGCCUUGCUUGCCGAUCGAUCUGGGUAAUGCCCUGAUUCCAGCUCUUGAUGGACGUGCCGCACCUUUGAUCUCCAACCAGUCGAAGUCGUUCAACAUUCUCCUUGCUGAAGAUAACGCGGUCAACCAGCGUCUGGCGGUCAAGAUUCUGCAGAAGUACCACCACAACGUUACGGUCGCGAACAACGGUCUUGAGGCCUUCGAGGCCAUCAAGAAGAUGAAGUACGACGUUGUUCUGAUGGAUGUGCAAAUGCCUGUCAUGGGUGGUUUCGAGGCAACUGCGAAGAUCAGAGAAUACGAGCGCGAUCAUCAUCUGUCGCCAACUCCUGUCAUCGCGCUCACCGCGCAUGCCAUGGUUGGCGAUAGGGAGAAGUGUCUCCAAGCGCAGAUGGACGAUUACCUGUCCAAGCCUCUUAAGCAGAACCAGCUCAUUCAAACCAUCCUUCGCUGCGCAACUCUUGGGGGAGCUCUCCUCGAACAGGACAGGCAACGCAUGGCGCUCGCGCAAGCCGAACAGGGGCAGAAGGAGAAGAACGAAUACGAGACGCCACAAGACACUCCGCAGGGGACUCCCAAACGCGGCGGCACACCGCGACGUCCUCAAAUGGAAGUUAGGGGUUACACCGAGGUCGCUGCGGCAGGCAAGGCCAGCCCGAAGCUUUUGGCUGCGGACCAGUCUGACCCCGUGGACCGACUUCUACUCCGCUCUCACAGUAGCUGA